Molecule: messenger RNA, 1920 nt
Organism: Humulus lupulus (European hop)
Lineage: Eukaryota; Viridiplantae; Streptophyta; Magnoliopsida; Rosales; Cannabaceae
Exons: 4
Coding region: 53-1735 (560 amino acids)
Molecular function (GO): protein binding
Source: RefSeq, a predicted model, not a curated record
AUGGUCGACGUGCAAUUCUCUUUAUCAUGCAGCAUUGAGUGGAGACUGUAAAAUGGGUAGAAAAAUCAUUGACCAAGAGCGUCAGAAGAGUGGUAAUAAUGAUAUUAUAAAUUCUGCUAUUACGAGCUCCAUGGAAACUGCUCUUCACGUGGCAGCAGGAGCCAAUCAAGCUGAGUUUGUGGAAAUGUUGAUCGAUGAUAAUGAUCGUAUAGAUUUGACUGUUCAAGACGCACAUGGCAACACAGCCUUUUGUUCAGCUGUUGCAGCUGGGUCUAAACGAAUUGUCCAAAAAUUUCUCACUCUCACACAUCUGGUUCCAACUGAUUAUUUCAUCAAAACUCGUGGUGGCCAAAAUAUGUCUCCGUUGUACAUUGCUUCUUGGUUUGGACAACCUCAAAUAGUUUCACAAUUGUUUCAAGAUAGCAUUAGUAAGGCUGAUAUAGAAGUUGGUGAAAUAUAUGGGAUAUAUUUCAACUGUAUCCAUAAUGACAUGUACGACUUUGCCAUAAAAAUGAUUGAAGAUAAUGCUCAUCUUGAUAUCGCACACUGUUGGGAUACAACUGAAGAAUCUGCUUUGCAUGUUUUGUCUCGAAAACGACCUUUGGAUUUUACAAGCAGUCCACAAGCUAAAACGAUAUGGAGUCGAGUUUGGCCAAGAAUUUCAUGCCAAUCACCUAGUGAAAUGCCAGCACUAACAUUGGCAAAAAUAAUCUGGAAGCAAGUUUUGGAAAAGUAUUGUUAUCAAUACAAUGAAAUUCGAGAGAUAAUUAAACAUCCAUUCAACUUAGUAAUAGAAGCUGCGAACAAUGGAAAUUUUGAUCUCUUGGAAGUACUUAUAAGCAUGUGUCCUGAAUUGAUUUGGGAAAGGGAUGAUAAAAAUAAUACCAUAUUUCACAUUGCAAUUUUGAACCGUCAUGUCAAAAUCUUUAGACUAAUACACGAAGUUGGUGUGUUGAAAAGUGUAAUACGAAUUAAAGAAGACAACAAUUCCAACAACAUAUUACAUCUUGUUGCGAGAAAGCCACAACAAGGUAAGCUUGAUUCUAUUAUAGGAGCAGCAUUGCAAAUGCGACAUGAACUCUUGUGGUAUAAGGAGGUGGAGAAGAUUGUAGCACCUUCACUAAGGAACAAAAAGAAUGAUGAAAAUCAAACACCAGAUGAUAUUUUCAAUAAAGAUCAUGCGCAGAUGAUGAAUGAUGCUGAAAAAUGGAUGAAGAAAAACUCCAACACAUGCCUAAUCGUUGCGACAAUCAUUGUGACAGUGGCAUUUCCAGCAGCUUUUGAUAUCCUAGAUCAAGGAGACAAAGAUAAACAUAAUGUCAGUUCUGUAAGCCAACUUCCUCCACCAAGGGACAUUAUCUCUAUCAUUCUUUUAAUCUCAAAUGCCGUUGCCAUGUCCUUUUCUUCAAUAGCUAUAAUGCUUUUCUUGUCCAUCAUGAUAUCACGUUUCACUAAAAAUGAGUUUCUUUGGACCUUGCCAUGCACCUUUAUAACUGGACUCUCUCUACUUUUUGUCUCAGUCACUGCCAUGAUGGUAUCCUUUUGCUUUGCCUCCUUAAUACCCAAUGAAUCACUAAGGAUACCUAUUUUCUCCUCUUGUAUUGAGCUUCUACCAAUCAUUUUGUUUUUCUAUCUUGUGUAUCCUGUCUUUCGUGACACAAUACAUUCCACAUUCUUCUCUCAGAAUGAAUUCAAGGCAAUAAAUCGCUUACUACUUAAGCAUUAUGAAAAGUAACAAUAUUUAAAAGAAACUGUAAGUUAUUUAUGAUUUACCUGGCUAAACAUAUAUGCAAUUGUCCUAAACUAUCAUCUAGAACUUUAAGUUUAUGAUGGUUUAUCUUUAAUGAAUUUUGUGUGUACAAUGCCUCUUGUACUAUGACUAUCCAUGUUCGAGUGCUUUGGAAUCAAUAUUGGCAAAUA